GCUUUCACCAAAGCAUAUGGGUCACCGUGUAGUGAGGAUGGGAAGAGAGAUGGGAUUGAGGAAGCUUUUGGAUAUGGGUUUUGCCCAUCCGCCAUGAUCCAAUAAUUUACUGUCUUCCUCUGUUUGCCUUCUGCUCUUGGUGAUAUGUAACUCACAAGAGUACCUCCUCAUCCUACAGAUGUGAGCGGAUUUACCCAGAAGAAAAAAGAGAGGAGUAAGAGGGAAUGGGAGAGACAAGUGCAGGAAGUUUUCGGUAUGGGAGGCUAGGAAAGAAGGAUUCUUUUUCUCAAUAGGAAGUUCUUCCCCAGACCUCCCAUUCCAAUGAUUUCCUGCCAUUCCUCCCUUUCCCUGCUUGAUCCGUUUUCUGCUCGGAUGAUUUGGUAUGUUUCUAUUGGCGUUCUUUAUUUUAUCUCUUACAGUAAUUUUUUUAUUUUAUUUUUAAUUUUUUAAAAAAUGCUUUAUUAUUUCGAAUUUCUCAAUUGUGGAGAUCGUUUAUUGAAGUGGUUAAUUGUUUAUAUUUUAUGAAUAUUUUUUCUUGCUUUUGAAAGCAUAGAUAUGGGUUAUUAUAUUUAAGAUCUAAUCCAGCCAAAGCCAUACUUAUUACUUGGGGAAAUUGAGUAAAGACUUCCAUACGAUUGGGAUGGCAGUGAAAAAUUAGAAUUUUUUUUUUUUUUUUUUUUUUUUUUUUUUUUCUUUCUAGUGUUGACUGAAGGGCUAAUUUUCAUUUACAGAUCAUCACAGUAUAUAACAGUCUACUAAAUGAAUUACUAUUAUGUGGCAUCUACACAAAAUUAUCUGAAAUUCUCAAACGUUUCCAGUGGAAUCGUUUUCAGGGGACAACGAGUCUUCUCAUUUAACAUUUCAUUUGCACAUAAUCAAGCUUGGCUGAUCUCAAACUUGUAUUCUUUCAGCUUGAAAAAAAGGGAAAAAGAAAAUCUAAAAGAAAGAUAUGAAUCAAGAACACAGAAAAAAGUAGAAGUACCUCGGUGGUGGCUGGGUAACUUAAACAAGUGUUCUUUAUAGGAGUUGGUGAGAAUUCAGAUGCCUUCAUUUUCUUCUUCUUCAUUUUCAAAAGAUUAAGAUUGACUUUGAAGGCAGUGGUGCUGAUAUUCUUCUUAAUGUUGGAAGCGACUUUCUUGAGCUUUUUUUUUUUUUUUGCCGAAAUUCAAGUCCAAAUCCACCCCAAAUGAGAGCUUAUUUGGUGUUAUGAAAUCCAAAUCAAAGUCCAAGUCCAUGGGACUGUAAGCCCGUGUGACCUGCUGAAAAUCUUUUAUAGAGAAUGCGCUUUAUCUGUAAUAUUGUUGUUAUUUGUGUGAUGACAAGUUGUUUAAGUGUGGGUUCAGAUUUGUGUCGCGAGUGUGGGAUCGGAUUUGUGUCUCAAACUUGUUCUUGAGCACCUCAAAGCUCACCCUUCCCAUUACACUAAAUAUGCCACAUCACACAGAGGCAGUGCCUUAUGGGCAAUAAAUACUGCACCUUCCCUUCCCAACCCAACCGCCCCCACGCCAACAAUCCAUAAAGUAGACCACCUCUGAUCACUGUUUUCACAAGUUGACCUCAACCUCAAGUUGCUUUGCUAUAUUCUUAACCUUAUAGUUAGAUCUAAAAUAUUUUUUAUAUAGACGAACGUUUCAAACACACAAUCCCCUCGUGUGUGCCCCAGAUCAUCCAUAGCUAGUCAACCAGGUGAUGUAUUAUGUGUGGUAUCAUUCGUAUUCUCGUUAUAAGUUUCCAAAUUAUGAACCCCAACGGGUUGACUCAAGUGGUAAGGGCUUUGGUCUUGGUGGAAGGUCUAAAGGUUCGAAUCCCCUUGAGUGAAACAAUUUCUAAAAGUCAGUCCGCUGGCGAAGCCAGAAUAUUACGUGAUCUGUGUGGAGGGGGCGCUUUACACGAGUCCGAUGUUUACCUGACAGGAGUGGGUACACGAAGUGUCCUGCCUUGUAUGGGUUCCUCGUCAUCAAAAAAAGUUUCCGAAUUGCGUGUAUCAAUAGAAUUCCAUUUAUUUAAUAUGAACAUGUGUUAUGAUGUUUUGCAAGUGACAAUGAUAUUGCAGAUGAUGAAGCUGCUCAUGAGGAAGAUGCGGAUGUGGAUUGAGAAACAAGCUUGGAAUUGUUUUUUAUACAAGCCAUCGUGUUACUUCAUGAUAACUGGUUUCCACAGGAUCUGCAGCUGGCUUUUAAUUACUGUACUUGCAAACGAAGAUGGGGAGGUUAUGCCAGCGAUGAACUCAUUGAGGCCCUUUUCUUGUGGACUUCCAUGGAUCUUGUUUCAGGUCUAUGCAUGACCUUGUUGUUGCAAUAGAGUGAACCAGAGCACUGCAUUUUCUUGAAUUUCUUGUCAUUCUCCUCCAUGGCUUGCUCAUUUUGUUACUUUUGAUGCUCUUUCUGUUGCUGCUGCUGCUUUUGUUGUUGGUGUUAUUGUUUUUGUUGGGUUUGGAGAUCUUUAUAGGUCAUUAGGCCUCUAAUAACAGACCAAGAGGGUGCUUUCUUAGAUUUUAGGGACUGCUGGUUUUGGUCUUGGUGGGUUUGCUUGGUAGGUUUUGUUUGGUUUUUGGGUUUAGCCAUUGAAAAUGAGAUCUAACAAAGGGUGUGUGAGCUUAUGUAAUUGUGGAUUUAUGAAAUUGAUGUAUGCGUGACCAAGACUUUAGAAAGUCUAGAAGUCUAGUCCGAGUAAUGCUAGAAGUCCUGCUUAUAUAUCUUCUUGUGUCCCUUUAAAACUUACGUGGCUUUAAAAUUACUAUUGAAUUUGUGAUAGAUCACUAUUGAAUAUUGAUCGAUUUAUAUUUUUAAAAUCCACAAGAAUUUUGAAGGGACAAAAAAAAGACACGGAAGAACUUCUAACGUUACUCAUGUACCUUCUCAUUGGUGUUGGUGUAACAUUAGCUUGUCUCUAUAAAAGUUUUGCUCUGAAAUGCUCAAACAGGUCAUUGAAGGGGGGACAAUCCCCUAAUAUGUAUGCAUUGAUCGGAUAUUAUGUAUUACAGCAUCUUCUAAAUUACCUAUUAUAACAUAAUGAUUGUCUA
Messenger RNA from Alnus glutinosa, 3022 nucleotides. RefSeq lists its product as uncharacterized. The record is from RefSeq and is a predicted model, not a curated record. The transcript has 3 exons. NCBI's taxonomy places the organism in Eukaryota, Viridiplantae, Streptophyta, Magnoliopsida, Fagales, Betulaceae. The coding region runs from base 1697 to 2284 and encodes 195 amino acids.